Molecule: messenger RNA, 360 nt
Organism: Stylophora pistillata
Lineage: Eukaryota; Metazoa; Cnidaria; Anthozoa; Scleractinia; Pocilloporidae
Product: basic helix-loop-helix transcription factor scleraxis-like
Source: RefSeq, a predicted model, not a curated record
AUGCCUCCUUCAACUGUGGAGCGAUGCACGGACAAAGAAGACUCGCUGCAAAACUGCAAACGAAAGAAGCGACGCGCUCCAAGAUUGACAGGGGUUAGCAAACAGAGAAGAAAAGCAAAUGCACGGGAAAGAGAUCGAGUGAACAUCCUGAAUAACUACAUUCAAAUUCUACGAACUCUAAUUCCUCAAACACAGAACAAUUACAGGGUUACCAAGUUUGAUGUCAUAGUAGGUGCUACUUCGUACAUCUCGCAGCUUUCUUCCAUUUUAAAGGAACAAGGAGUUUUGGUUGGCAAACGGAUCGUAGACACCAAAGACCCUGAAACUGGGUUAUCCUCUCUAGAAAAAAUGGAAACGUGA